Molecule: messenger RNA, 1068 nt
Organism: Symbiodinium sp. CCMP2592
Lineage: Eukaryota; Dinophyceae; Suessiales; Symbiodiniaceae
Source: the annotation of a GenBank genome assembly
AUGUCUGCUGAUCCUGAGACUGCGGAUCUGCCCGACGUAGCUCUUCUGAUCAAGGAGCCGUGGAUCACUCGCAUCCUUGACGGCGGCAAAAUCUGGGAGAUGCGGAGCUCUCGCUGCCUGCGUCGUGGCCGGAUCGCGCUAGCAUGCUCGGGUACAGGGUUGCUUUAUGGCGAGGUCGACGUCUUGGACUGUCUUGCGGUGGGCGCACUGGACGCAGGCGGAACUCUGGUCGCGAAUGGCCGCCACACAGACUUCAUGAUGCUGCCGCAGAACAUGGCGAAGCACGGUUUGACCGUCGCCGACAUCCAAGCGUUCAACUACCAACGUUGGUGGGCCUGGGUGUUAGGGUCGCCCCGCUGGUACGAGGAGCCCAAGCCGUACUCGCAUCCAGUGGGAGCAGUGAAGUGGGUCAAACUUCAAGCCGCGACGCAGCCAUGCGAGCCGGCACAGAAAUCGCCGCUGCUGGGCCACCCGAGCCGGCAGCAGCUGCGGUGUCGUGUCUGGGGUGCGGGCGGCUCUUCGGCGUGCUUCGUCAUCUACAGACGGACAGGAAGCGUGCUGGAGAGUACUGCGGCAUUCUGUAUAAUGCUACAGUGGUGCUCCGAGGGAGAUGCGUGCGUGAGCGAAAAGGUUCUUCUCGUCUCGAUCUUCUUUCACAUAGACGACUUCUUGCAUUUGUGCAUGGAGCUACCGUGCUGCACAUGUCGGUGCAUAUGCUACUGCACUCUCUCUGCAGUCCGUGUUCCGGGCGGGACGUUCACCGCCACGGGGAGGGAGGUGGACAGCAUUGGCUGGGUCGCUUCCUUUGCGCUUUUCUGUUGGCUGUACCUGCCGCAGCCGCCUGCUGUUCAAAGCUCUUGCCGUGGCUUCAUGAUGCAGGACGAGUGUCUGAGCCCCGUCACCGCCUGCCAUGCCUGCCCCGGCGAAGUGCGGCUCCAGGUCGCGCAGACGCGCACCAGGGUUCACGGGAUUUGCUACGCACGGGGGCUGGUCAUCUUCCACGUGCGCAGCAAGGUCUGUCCAUCCUGCCGCCGUGUUUCGGGGCUGCUGGGCCUGUCCUCCGGAUAA